Molecule: messenger RNA, 525 nt
Organism: Rangifer tarandus platyrhynchus (Svalbard reindeer)
Lineage: Eukaryota; Metazoa; Chordata; Mammalia; Artiodactyla; Cervidae
Source: the annotation of a GenBank genome assembly
AUGCCCAGCUCCACCCCACCCCCACCCCACCCCACCCCCCCCCCCCCCCGCCACCGAUGGCAGCCGACCCCCGGGGCACUGCCGAGAGGGAGAGAUGGCUCCUGGGACACGUGUGAGGUGGGUUCAUGCGGCUCCUCCACACCCCCAGGCCCGGGCAGCUCCCAGUCCAUUCAUCCUCAGCCGGGCCUCUCUCUACCUUGCCCGCCCCCAGCCUCACCCUCUCUUUGCGCCAAACUCAUCUCCAGCCCUCAUUCUUGUUGCCUCUCAACCCUGGGGAACUGGCCUUCCUUCCUCCACCCUGCUUCGCCUUGCAGACCCCUAUCCCCGCCUGCAAUUGCAGCCCUCCAAGGCCCCUCCUCUGGAGCGCUGGAGGGCUCCUCUCCUCCCAUGAAUGGGUCUGGAAAGGGAGAAGCUGUGGUAAGACUCUGGAUACGAAGAGACCCUCCAGGCCUGCUGAAUCUGUGUGGGAUCUUGGAGGAUCUGGUUUCCCUGGGAAGAGAAGCCCAAGGGAUAACAGACAAUUAG